This is a messenger RNA of Ectocarpus sp. CCAP 1310/34, 2673 nucleotides long. NCBI's taxonomy places the organism in Eukaryota, Phaeophyceae, Ectocarpales, Ectocarpaceae. The record is from the annotation of a GenBank genome assembly.
UUCGUCUCGACCGCGCUACGUCGUCGGCUGAGGGAGAUGUGUGGGUGCACGUGGUAGUUAGUGUGCGAUAAGAGAGGCGCGAGUUGGCUGCCAUGAUCCCAGCUAGUCAGAGACCAGACGGUACAUGGAGAAAGGCGCGCAAAAUUCGGGCAGGAUUUAGCUCGACAUCCGGAGGGGCUACCCGCUACGUUCCGCCAGCGUUCCGAACCCCCACGGGUGGUGGUGACGGCGGCCACCCAGCAGCAGGCCACACCCGAUCACUGGGCGAAAUCGACGCAGGCGAGGGCAGGCGCAGCACACCGCGAUUCCUGAGCGCAGCACUCUUCCUGCUGACGGCAGCGUCCGGAUCCGCUGAGACGAGGAGGGUUGGAGGGGGGCAAGGACAAGAAGAGGAGACAGGUGGAAGCGGCGCUUUCGAAACGGAUCGCCGCCGCGUCGCGGUGCUCAGCUUGCCGCUCCGCUCCGCCGCGCUAGCGGCCCAAGAACACCUCGAGUGCGAGAGCUUCCGUCAGCUCUCUCCACGACAACCCGGUGGUCUUGGCGAUGCCGCCGCUGCUGAGGCUACCCCGGACCCUACUGCUGCUGCUGCCGCUGCUGCUGACGUAGCGAGCGGUCGCGACAAGUCUAGAAGCGGUGCCGACAGGACGGGUGGUAGCAACGAGAGCGGCAACGACGACCCGCGGCAAGAACCGGGGAGUCGCGACAUCGGGAUGAGCGACGAUGAUUGGUGGACCAGGCUACGGCUGUUCCAGCGGAGCAGCCGGCUCGCGAGAGAGAGCUCCGAGAGCGAGGACCGGGCAACCACCACGAAGAAGGAAGAAGAAGAAAAGCCUAUCGGAGAAGACGGUGCUUGGGUCGGACUCGAGCUCCGACUGCGGCCGAGCGACGUCUCGCAUGACGAAGGCCAGGCCGCGAUCGUCGACUUCUUGAAAGGGAGGGUCGGGGACCAGGCAGUCCCGGGAGGGGGGAGGGAAGGCGCCCCGCAGCCUGCAGAAGAUUCGCGGGGACCCUCUGCGCGCGCGGAGGUAGAGCCGCCUCGCGCGCCCGCAGCGGCGAAGAGCCCAACAGGAGGGGAAGGAGGAGGAGGGGGAGGAGGAGGACCGAGGGAACUCGACAGCAAUCCCGAGCACGAGAGAAGGGCACCAGAAGGCGGUGGCGAUGGUGGAGCAGAUGGGGCGGCGGCGGCGGCAGUCGGCGCCAGCGUAUCGCUGCCGCAGCAGCCGGAGGACGACGACCAUCUCCGCCGAGCAGAAGGAGGAGGAGGAGAAGCGUCGACGGUCCUGGUGGCCGUGCUUGUGUUCGGCGCGGAGCUCUCGAAGCGGGACCGCGCGGGUCUGCACGGCCAGGCCGAGAAGGCCGGCGGGGUCACGAGCGCCAGCCACGGGGUGGGGGAGGGGAGAUUCUUGGCCCUCGCUUGCCGGCUCGGGGGAAGGGCAGGGGCCGUUGAGCUCGAGCUUUCUCCGGAAAAGGCGGAGUUGGCAAGGAGCCUGUUUCGACUCGCUCAGCAGGAGUACCAUUCUCGGUUCGAGUGCUUGAGCCACCGGGAGAUCAGAGAGGUUGUCGCCGAAGGAGGCCCUACCGCCGACGCCCACCCGGACCUCUUCAAGCUCCUUGAAAAGAAGCAGCAGCCGAGACAGAGACAGCGACAACAACAACGACCACCAGAAGGCGGUUUUACCGACCGACUGAAACAACACCGCCAAGAAGGCCGCAGGCGAUGAGACUGGGGCAACGGGGGCGUUUUCCCGGGAGGAGUCGUCGGAAGCUUCUUCCGGGAAACGCGGUGCUACCGCUACCGUUACAGAAGAACCAACCCAGCAACAAGAGCACCAUCAAUGUGGUGGCGGUGGUGGUGGUGCAAAGCCGGCGGCGUUAUCACUACAGGAGAGUGCAAAUUGUGCGAAAGGAGGGGUGGACUUUCCUCCGCGGGGGGGAGACCUCGAGGAGCGAGAGGUGGCGGAGCAAGGGGGGGAGGGGGGCAACAAGCCAUUUCUCCCUGUCGAGAAAUGUCCCUGGUAGAUAAGCGGGCGGGGGCGGCGGGGUGCCUACCUACCUUGAAAGUUGCGGGUCUAUUGUUCACUCUGUCGACGUGUGCGUUGUUUACGUGUGUUUCGGUUCGCGACAGUUUCGGCAGCUGGGGUGGGCUAGAAACAAGCGGAUUGCGCCUCUGCCAUACGCAUAGCCGGCCGUGCGCAUAGCCGUCCGCAUACGGUGCGGGUUGCUGACCGUUUGAGGGUAGUGCGUGCGCAUGCGCUUGCUCCUUGCUGUAACCCCGGGGGUUGUGCUGCUGGUAGUCGCGGAGCGAACUUUUGUGCAUUCGAGACUGCUGUAUAUGUUCACGGAAGAACGUCGCCUCUAGGUUCACGUGUGCGCAUUGCAGAGUUUCGCCGCAGCGUGUUGCCUCAGAGGCUUCGGCGUUCUUCAUCGGUUCAUCCUGAGGGUAUGUUCUCUGGUCAAGGGUGACAACUGCUAUAAAAAUCUUGUGCUAUUCAUGGACGGCAGUCCCGAACGGAGGAAUCGAGCAUUACGUUAAACGAGCGAGGUAUGAUCUCCAUAUAAACGACUAUCGCUGUGCGGAAACGCACAGUACUCGCCGCCCACAGCACCGUUCCAGGAUCAUACACGAGUGGCGCCUUUCGUUUCCAACUCUCUUGUCUGGACGUCCCUGUCCCU